AUGGCCACUACUGCCUCUGCUCCUGCUCCGAUGGACGUCGUUGUCACUGAGGCGGAUCAGAAGCAGGCCGACAAGCUCAAGGACGAAGGCAACGCUGCAUUCAAGGAUGGCAAGUGGCAGCUGGCGAUCGAAAAGUACUCGGCGGCCAUCGAUCUCAACCCGACUCUCGCGCCGUACUUUGCCAACCGUGCGUUCGCCAACAUCAAAGCCGAGAACUAUGGCUAUGCCAUUGCGGAUGCGACCAAGGCCAUUGCGCUUGAUUCGCAGUUUGUCAAGGCAUACUAUCGUCGUGCCACUGCCAACAUGGCGCUGGGACGAUUCAAGGACAGCUUGAAGGACUUGCAAGCAGUUGUCAAGGUCGCGCCGAACGACAAGGAUGCCCAAACAAAGAUGCGCGAGUGCGAAAAGAUUGUCAAGCGCAUUGCGUUCGAAAAGGCGAUCGCUGCCGACGACAAGAAGCCCUGCAUCGAUAUGGCGGAAGUGAAUGAUCUGUCCAUCGACAACUCGUACGACGGCCCGCACCUCCCCGAGCAAAUUACCUCCGAGUUUGUGCUCGCCAUGAUUGAGCGAUUCAAGCAGGAGAAGCGUCUCGACCGCAAGUACGCGUACAAGAUUCUGCUGCUGGUCAAAGACUACUUGAUGAAGGUGCCCUCGCUCGUCGAGUGCGAGCUUUCCAAGACGACUCAAAAGUUCACCAUUUGCGGUGAUGUUCAUGGUCAAUUCUACGAUUUGAUGAACAUUUUUGAAAAGAAUGGCCUUCCUUCCGAGGACAAUCCUUAUCUCUUCAAUGGUGACUUUGUCGACCGAGGAUCAUUCUCGCUCGAGGUCAUUUUGACGCUGUUCGCGUUCAAGCUGCUCUACCCCAACCACUUCUUCCUGAAUCGUGGCAACCACGAAACUGACAACAUGAACAAGGUUUACGGUUUCGAUGGCGAAGUCAAGGCCAAGUACAGCGAUCGCAUGGUCACCCUGUUCCAUGAGGUCUUCCUGUGGCUGCCCCUCGCGCACGUUGUUGCUGAGAAGGUUUUGGUUGUUCACGGCGGUCUCUUCUCGGACGACAACGUCACACUGGCAGACAUCAAGGCCACAGAGCGAAACCGUGAGCCUCCGGAUUCGGGCAUCAUGUGCGAGAUUCUUUGGUCGGAUCCUCAGCCUCAGCUCGGCCGCGGCGUCAGCAAGCGCGGCGUUGGUGUCCACUUUGGCCCCGACGUGACUCGCAACUUUUUGGAGCGCAACAACCUCUCGUACAUUGUCCGCAGUCAUGAAGUCAAGGACCUCGGAUACGAGGUCGCCCACAAUGGCAAAUGCAUUACGGUGUUCUCUGCACCGAAUUACUGCGAUCAAAUGGGCAACAAGGGUGCCUUCAUCACUCUGGGUCCUUCUUUGGAGCCCAACUUUACGACGUUUGACGCCGUGCCACAUCCGAACGUCAAGCCCAUGGCGUACGCAUCUGGCGGUAUGGGCAUGUUCUAA
Messenger RNA from Capsaspora owczarzaki ATCC 30864, 1473 nucleotides. RefSeq names its product type 5 protein serine/threonine phosphatase isoform. The transcript has 12 exons. Bases 1 to 1473 code for a protein of 490 amino acids. NCBI's taxonomy places the organism in Eukaryota, Filasterea, Ministeriida, Capsasporidae. Gene Ontology annotation, molecular function: protein binding; protein serine/threonine phosphatase activity. The record is from RefSeq and is a predicted model, not a curated record. Gene Ontology annotation, cellular component: nucleus; cytosol.